AUGAAAAGAACCACCACCACAAGUCCCAGCUGGGUCUCGUGUAGUUGUUUUUCUUCUCAAAAACCUUUUAUAUUUCAAAAACCGCUAUCAUUUUUUAACCAAAAUCUAAAAUAUAAAAUAGACUAAAAAAUAAAUAAUAUAACACAGAAGCCACCCCUCACUCGUCCAUUUCUUUUACUUUUCGUGUGUCGCCAGAAGCAGCAGCAAGCAGAAAGCAGCAGUCUUCCCCAUUCUUCUCACAGCUCGCAGAGUACAAAAAUCCAUCGAAGAAGAGAAUGGAAAUCAAUUUUGGUGGUGGUAAGUGGAACAGGGGAUACCAAAAAUAAUACUAAGACACCAAGUGCCCUAGUGCCGUUUCAAGUUUUGUGCGGAGCGGUAGUGGAUUUAUUAUUACUUUUUUGCCUAUUAUUAUUUAAAUUGGAUUCAUCUUCGGUUUCUUCAAAGAAUCGUUGACAACGUCGACGGCGUCUUCAAGGUUCACUAUCUCUGUCUUUUAAUAAAAGCUUGAUAAAUUACCAAGACAAUAUAGUUUGAUAAAUAAAAAACAACAUACAUUAUAAGAAUAACUAAAUACCAAAGGAAAUACUUGGAUAUAUAUUAGUGUCAAAAUUUGUCCUACUUACUGCCGAAAUAGAUUUCUUUAAGUGUGCUAUCGCGAUGGCUGCACCAGCAGCCUGUACGCGUUUCUCUGACAACUAUGAUAUCAAGGAGGAGCUCGGAAAAGGUGCUUUUUCAAUUGUGAAAAGAUGUGUUCAAAAAUCUACUGGCCUCGAAUUCGCCGCAAAGAUAAUAAAUACAAAAAAGUUAACUGCACGAGAUUUUCAAAAAUUAGAAAGAGAAGCACGAAUUUGCCGUAAACUACAUCAUCCUAAUAUUGUACGACUGCAUGAUAGUAUACAAGAGGAAAAUUGUCACUACCUCGUGUUUGAUCUGGUUACAGGUGGUGAACUUUUCGAAGAUAUUGUAGCACGUGAAUUCUAUUCAGAAGCCGAUGCAUCACAUUGUAUCCAACAGAUUUUGGAAUCGGUUAACCACUGCCACCAAAAUGGUGUUGUGCAUCGUGAUCUUAAACCAGAGAAUUUACUAUUAGCAAGUAAGGCAAAGGGUGCAGCUGUUAAGUUAGCUGACUUUGGUCUAGCCAUCGAAGUUCAGGGUGACCAUCAGGCAUGGUUUGGUUUUGCUGGUACACCGGGUUAUCUAUCGCCAGAGGUUCUUAAGAAGGAGCCAUAUGGUAAAUCGGUAGAUAUCUGGGCGUGCGGUGUCAUUUUAUACAUUUUGUUAGUUGGUUAUCCACCAUUCUGGGAUGAAGAUCAACAUCGAUUAUAUUCACAAAUCAAAGCUGGAGCGUAUGAUUAUCCAUCGCCAGAAUGGGAUACCGUUACACCAGAAGCUAAGAACUUGAUAAACCAAAUGUUAACAGUGAAUCCAAAUAAAAGGAUUACUGCAGCUGAAGCACUUAAGCAUCCCUGGAUCUGCCAAAGAGAACGCGUGGCUUCAGUUGUUCAUCGUCAAGAAACAGUCGACUGCCUCAAAAAAUUCAAUGCUCGACGUAAGCUUAAGGGUGCUAUUCUAACAACAAUGUUAGCCACGAGGAAUUUUUCAAGCAGAAGUAUGAUUACCAAAAAAGGCGAAGGAUCUCAAGUCAAAGAAUCAACCGAUUCAUCAAGCACAACUCUAGAGGAUGAUGAUGUCAAAGAAGAUAAAAAAGGAGGUGUUGAUCGCAGCACAACUGUAAUAUCUAAAGAGCCCGAAGAGAUAAGGAUUGUAUGCCCAGCUAAAGCUUGCCAACAGCUCUCCACAAAUUCUCAAUGCUCAGCACGCCGACAAGAGAUAAUCAAAAUCACGGAGCAACUGAUCGAAGCUAUUAACAGUGGUGAUUUUGAUAGUUAUACAAAAAUUUGUGACCCCCAUUUGACAGCGUUUGAGCCAGAAGCUUUGGGAAAUCUAGUCGAGGGGAUCGAUUUUCAUAAAUUUUACUUCGAAAACGUCCUCGGUAAAAACUGCAAAGCUAUUAAUACAACUAUUCUCAACCCACACGUUCAUUUGUUGGGAGAAGACGCAGCGUGUAUUGCAUAUGUACGGCUGACGCAGUACAUUGACAAACAAGGCCAUGCCCAUACACACCAAUCUGAAGAGACACGCGUGUGGCACAAACGUGACAGUAAAUGGCAAAAUGUUCAUUUUCAUCGGAGUGCAUCAGGAAAGAUAAGUGGUGCAACUACUUUCGAUUUCAUAAAUCAACAAAAAUAAAUGUGUCGAAAAGUAUCUUCUUCACUCUAGGAUAACUCAUUGUAUUUGAAUUUAUUUGUACUUAAAAAGAAAACAAAAAUCUAAUCUUAGUAAAAAAACAAAAACGAAAAGAAGCAGAAAGAAUAUAAUAGUACAAUUUUCGUAUUUCUUUGAAAAAAAAAAGCUUUUACUAAAAUUUUAUCAUCACAUAAUUUACCUUUCCUCAUUAUACACAAUUUUAACUUUCAUUGUCAUUUAAGAAAAAUUAAUUAUAGAAAUCACUCCAGUUUAAUAAAACAAAAACACGUAGGGUCUAUUUCUACUAUAAAUACAUAUAUACAUGUAUAAAUAUAUAUUAUGUAUAAGUUAAUAGAUAUAUAUGAGGAAAAUAAAAUAAAUUUAAAAAAAUUAAACACGUUGAAUAGAUAAAUUCUUAUACCCUAACAACAACAACCAAAUUUAUUGUUUUUAGUUAUAAAAUUUUAAUAUAUUCAUUGUUUUUGACAAAUUAUCUAAUAACAAAGUUUAAUACUGAAAAAUCAUUCAAAACUUUAAAACGUAAUAUAUAUAUAAAUAAACAUUAACUUACAACUACCUUAGACGCUUAAUGAAAAAGUCACUACAAUGUAUUUAAACAAAUAAAAAACAAAAAAAAAAUCAAAAUAAAAUAUAUCUCUUAUAUUGUUUUCAUUUUACACACAAGGAGGCAAAUAAAAGAUGUCAAAGUACCAUUUCUCUAUUUAUCUAUAAAUUAAUAAAAUUUAACUUAAACAUAAAGAAAACAAAAAAAGCUAAUAAUAUACCUUCACAAUAUUUUUUGCAUAUACAUAAAUAUGUUUAAAUUUUCAGUAAAAAAAGUGUUUGGAUUUUUAUUGAUUGUCAAUGUAUACCUAUAUAAAAAUAAAUUGUUCCAUACCAAAAAAAAAAUAAUCGUCACGUGAAAUUAAAUUGUAUUUCAUAAAAAAAAUUCAUAAAUAAAAACAAAAAAAUUAUUAUCGAUUCUUUAUUCUUUUCUUCGUUAUCGGUAUAGGUUAAUAUAAUAAAUAUUUAAAUAAAGAUAAAGAUAUAUUAAAUAAAUUAAUAAUGAACCUAAAAAAUACAUAAUUUGUUAUAAAUUUCAUCAUAACCUAACUUCAAAUAAAUAAAAAGUGGCUAAGAUAUUUUCAUUCGUAAAUUUUUCAAUCUGUUUUUUGCUUAAAAUAAAUUAACAAAAUAUCAACAAAAAGAAAAAAAAAACAAAACACAAAACCUUUAACCUAAGCGAAAUUAAAUUAAUUUUUUUUAAGAACAAAAAUCAAUAUAUACAUUUAAAAUAAAAACAAAAUAUAACGAAUUCUUUUAAUAUAUAAUAAAUAUAGAAAAUAAAAAACAAUGUCUAUCUGUCAUGGUAUGUUCACAGGGUUGUAAAUGUUAACUAGUAUUUUUUUUAUUUUUAAAUAUAUGUUUGGACGAUGUUUAUUUUAAAUGUUUGAUUCAAGUUUAAAAGAAUACUAUAUAAUUUUUGCUGUACUUAUAAUAUUCAGUUAUAUAUUUCUUGGUUUCUAUUUAGGAAAUUGAUUUGUUGGUUUUAUUUUUGUAUCCUGUUUGAUUGAAUUUUAUUUUUAUUGAGAAAAAAUAACAAAAGUUCGUUUAAUUUGAAUAUAUGAUUAAAUAAAUAUGCAAAUAAAGAUAAUUUUUAUGAAAACCACCAUA
This is a messenger RNA of Eupeodes corollae, 3921 nucleotides long. It is a transcript of the gene CaMKII, whose product is annotated as calcium/calmodulin-dependent protein kinase type II alpha chain. The coding region runs from base 658 to 2250 and encodes 530 amino acids. Lineage: Eukaryota; Metazoa; Arthropoda; Insecta; Diptera; Syrphidae. Gene Ontology annotation, molecular function: calcium/calmodulin-dependent protein kinase activity; calmodulin binding; ATP binding. Gene Ontology annotation, biological process: protein phosphorylation. Gene Ontology annotation, cellular component: cytoplasm; neuron projection. The transcript has 16 exons. The record is from RefSeq and is a predicted model, not a curated record.